Molecule: messenger RNA, 2462 nt
Organism: Mytilus trossulus (common blue mussel)
Lineage: Eukaryota; Metazoa; Mollusca; Bivalvia; Mytilida; Mytilidae
Product: stress response protein NhaX-like
Exons: 5
Coding region: 446-1018 (190 amino acids)
Source: RefSeq, a predicted model, not a curated record
GACAGAAUGUUUACUUGUUCAGCUGUCUGUGCUUAAAACAAAUCUCCUACAAGUGGUUCACAUGGCUAUUUAAACGAGAGAAGUGGUUUAAUAGCCUGUUAUCAAUAACACGAGUUCAAACAUAUUAUUUGAUUAACUCAAAACCAAAAUUCAAUUGUAAUGUUUUUUAUAUAGAUUUUGCGUCGUUUUUAUAAUUCUGUUAGUCGUCCUGAAAAAAGUUGGAAGCGACUAUUAUACAACAUGUGAUAAACAUCUAUUGUUAAUAAUAUAUCAUUUGAUGUUUGGUAAGCUAUUGGUGUAAUUGUUUGAUCGCUGACUCCAAUUACAUUGACUGAUCGACAUUUAUUAUUUUACUUAAUUGUCGAUGAUACAUGACUUAUUAGUGGUUUGCUUGAUAAAAAUUGUCUAGUUAGAACUGCAUCUGCGUCCAUUUUAGACGUCAUUCAUGGCCGAGCACAAUGCUGUAAAAUCUACUGUAGCUAAAGAAUCGGGAGGGAAAACAGUUGUAAUAGCUUUUGAUGGAAGUGAUUAUGCGAAACAUGCGAUGAAAUAUUUUGCAGAAACCAUCUACCUGCCAACAGAUAAUGUAGUUGUUGUGUAUUGUGUUGAACUUGGAGAUGUCAUUACAACAGAAAGAACAAUAUAUGGCUUAAGUCAAGCGGGAGCACAUAUCUCCAUCGAUCAUGGAGAACUCAAGGAUCUAAUCCAGAGGGAAAUAGGAAGAAUUAAGAAUAAGCUGGUAGAGUUUGCUGCUUAUAUGAAAGAAAUUAAGCUGAACGGCACAGUAAAGAGUACCCAUGCAAGUUCUCCUGGACUUGGAGUUAUACAUGUGGCAAAUGAAUUGAACGCUGAUCUUAUUGUAACCGGAAGUAGAGGUUAUGGUAGAUUCAGAAGGACAUUGCUAGGGAGCGUCAGUGAUUACAUAUUACAUCAUUCGUCUGUGCCUGUCAUGGUGGUCACAUAUCCGAAAGAUCACCAUCACCACCAUCACCAUCAUCACCAUAAACAUAAAGAAUAAUUUUGAUGCGAGAGAAAUAAGGCGACACAAGCGAUAUACAGACAAAUGUUAUCUCUUCACCGGUACUGAAAUGGUUUGAAGGAUUUCAUUGUAUAUUUUUAAAUUAUGCAAUUAUACACAAAUUCAGAUGUACAUCUUUCAGUUUGAUCUGAAACAACUAUGGCUCUUGGAUAUAGGUGGUAUUGGUGUUGAUUCCCUUAAAAGUUUUAUGUGUUUGGGUUCCGAACUUUUCUUCUCGAAGAACGCGGUGAAGGUUAUCUUAGAAACAUUAGUGUCAACACUUUAUUUUAGAAACAUUUGUACAUGUAUCAACACUUUAGUCGAUAUCUUGCGUUUAUUUCCAAAUGUGACUACUAAUGAUCUUCUAGCACAAUUAAGAUGUAAAGUAAUGACAAAUGCGUAUGGUGCGAUGACAUAUUAUUUAAUUGCAUGUUUCAAGCCAAAAGCUGAAAAUUGUUGAUAUGGACGUACAUACAUUAAAUGACGUGUUCUCUAAAACCAAUUGUUUUACAUGAAAGCGUUGACAAAGUUACCGGAAUAGAGAUACAAAGAUACUUUAAAUACUACUUUUAUAUUAUUGUCUAUAAGCGUGGUCGAAAAAUUCUAGCUUUAACUGUUACUCACCAUCGACAGACUUUAAUUAUACAACCAAUAACCAGAUGUCUUAUAUCCAAGUGCGAUUAAUCUGACAAUUAAUAGAAACAAUUAAUGUCAACUUAAGAUUAUAUUAUGUUCUUCAUAAAGAAAAUGAAAGCCAAUGCUGAAUACUAGUAUAUAUUUUCAUUAGGACUAUAUCAAAUCGUCAAUAUUUCUGAGUGAAUUACUUGGUAGUGUAAUUUCAUCUUUUUUCUGUCCUUUUUUUAAAAUUUAUUUAAUAACUAGACCUCUCUUCCAAUCAUGUUGAAUUAAAGAGCCCCAAUGAAAUGAAGGUUCUGGUUCGGUUAUUAUAAUAAAUAUUUGAUACCGGGCUCUACGUGCACGACAUAUGUUUUGCUUGGGGAGUUGCAAUCUAAUAUUUAACCAGUCAUAUCGGUAAACUUGUCGAAUAAAAGGAGAUGGUGUGUAAUCGUCAAUGAGACAACAACCCAACAACAAUACUUUAAUUUAACAACAAUUAAGAAAAGUGAGCUCAAAUAGGCAAACACCUCUUGACAAUGGAGAGCUAGCGGUAAGAUCAGAUAGAUCUCUGCUUAAUAUGUUUGUUUAUUUUUGUUGAAUUUUUAAUUACUUCUUUGUACGAAGCAUUUACGAAUUACUGCGUAAAAACAUUAAUACAACGAAUGAAAAAAAAAAAAAAUUAGAUAAUCAUAUUAGUUAUAUCCGGGAAAAAAAAGAUAGAUUGAUUUUUAGCCUGCUUAACAUAUAAUGGCAAAUAUUUCAUGCAGAUUCAAGGCGAGAAUAAUUAUUAUCAAUUAAUGUUAAAAGUAGGUAGACCGGGAUAAAG